GUAGCCAGAAAGCUCUUUGAAAAACCACUGGGCUCCGGGUUCAUUACUACAGGAAACUUGUUCCCUCCUGAGGCACAGAGAAACCUGCUGCCGAGCAACCCUGCAGGCUCAGGAGUCCAGUGGGAUAAAACCCAUCCCGGAGGAUAAUGGCCACCUACGCCCUGCAGAUCGCUGGACUGGUGCUUGGUGGCGUUGGCAUGGUGGGCACGCUGGCCGUCACCAUCAUGCCUCAGUGGAGAGUGUCUGCCUUCAUUGGAAGCAACAUCGUGGUGUUUGAAAACUUCUGGGAAGGACUGUGGAUGAACUGCGUGAGGCAAGCCAACAUCAGAAUGCAGUGCAAAGUCUAUGACUCCCUGCUGGCGCUGUCUCCGGACCUGCAGGCAUCCAGAGGGCUCAUGUGUGCUGCUUCCGUGCUGUCCUGCCUGGCUUUCGUGACUGCCAUCCUGGGCAUGAAGUGCACCAGGUGCACCGGGGACGACGAGAAGGUGAAGGGUCACAUCUUGCUGACGGCCGGAAUCAUCUUCAUCGUCACAGGUCUCCUGGUGCUAAUCCCUGUGAGCUGGGUUGCCAAUUCCAUCAUCAGAGAGUUCUACAACCCGAUAGUGGAGACGGCCCAAAAACACGAGCUUGGAGAGGCUCUCUACAUAGGCUGGACCACGGCGCUGGUGCUGAUUGCUGGAGGGGCACUGUUCUGCUGUGUCUCUUGUGCCGGUGAAAAGAGCAGCAGCUACAGGUACUCCGUACCUUCCCAUCACACAACCCAAAAGAGCUAUCACGUGGAAAAGAAGUCACCGAGCGUGUACUCCAGAAGUCAGUAUGUGUAGUAUGGUGGCUAGUCGUUAACUUGACCGAUAAAGCCAUGCCAAUGACUAAAGUGACCGCUGUUCUCUAAAAAUGGAAUCCAAAGGAACAUUGAUUUGCCAUUCUUAACUGCCUAACACUAAUUACAGGAACCGUGCCUUGGCUAUGUAGGCUUCUAUGAGCUAUUUCAGCAGAAUGAGAUAUCACACACCGUGCUUUGAUCGUUCUAGGAAGUGUAGUAACAUGUUUUCUAAAAUGAUUCAUGCGUCUUUGUCUUUCGCCAGUUACUUCAAAAUGACACUGUUAAAGACUGUCUUGUUUCACAAGUGUGAUUUCUCUACGCCACGGCGUUAUGUAUGGAGAUCAGCGUGUCUGUAUCUCACGUAAAGAGAGACAGGCUUAUAUGGUUCUAUUUUAAAUGAAAUACUGAUUCAAUACACUGAAUAAAUAAAACUCAACUAUUGCUUUUCAAGGGAAUCGGGGAUAAGAUUGAAGAAGGUUAAUAUUAAUUGUGUAAAAACAGCUUAGCAAUUAAUGCGCGCGAUUCCUACGGAAGGUUAAAAUGGAGGUUUUAAUCAGCAGUGUAAAGGAAGCCAAAUGGCUUUCUGAUAUCCUGUUUUUCAAGCUAGAAAUCCUAACUCCUUUAUCCUCUUUCCCCAGAGGCCUUUCUUUUCUUGUAUAUUAAAUGAAUAUCUUUUAAAAGGCAGAUACUGUUGUCCAGGAGCUUUGCAUUCAGGCUGCUUUUCCAGGGCUAUCCUGAGAAGAAAGAUAAAACUGUAGUCCGAGAAACAUUGAAGACGUCAGGAAAGGGAAUUUUGUUCUUCCCCUGAAGUUUUUGUGGUAGGAGGAGGAUGCAUUUUGAUGAGAAAUCAUAUACGUGUGUGAAUAUUUUAACAGCCAUUUGACCAUAGACUUUGGGCAUUUCUCAAUAUAAAUAACAGGAUAGGAAAAUGAUAUCUCUUGGUUUUCAGUUGCUCCCCAAAGGAACAAAACCAGGUUGUCCUUUGCAAGCUGCACCUGCUCCUAAGGUGUGUGUAGAUGACUAGGUUUAAAUUGUCAUUUCGAUCCCAUCAAAGAUACAUUUUUUUACUUGUUCUAUUUUUUAUUCAUGCUUACUGAGGUAUAGAAAUACUCUAGCUUUGAGUCUCCCCCAAAGUUGAUGCAACCGAUACUUCAGUUUGAAAGUUUGUAUCCACAUUCUAACUUAAAUGACCACACAUAUCGGCUUUAUGUCCUUUAUAUUAAUAAAUUGUGCUUUUUAUAUAAA
Panthera uncia (snow leopard) is the source of this 2068-nucleotide messenger RNA. It is a transcript of the gene CLDN8, whose product is annotated as claudin 8. The transcript has a single exon. Gene Ontology annotation, molecular function: structural molecule activity. The record is from RefSeq and is a predicted model, not a curated record. Lineage: Eukaryota; Metazoa; Chordata; Mammalia; Carnivora; Felidae. Gene Ontology annotation, cellular component: bicellular tight junction; plasma membrane. The coding region runs from base 147 to 824 and encodes 225 amino acids. Gene Ontology annotation, biological process: cell adhesion; bicellular tight junction assembly.